Messenger RNA from Hirundo rustica (Barn swallow), 8228 nucleotides. It is a transcript of the gene MAPK9, whose product is annotated as mitogen-activated protein kinase 9. The transcript has 12 exons. The coding region runs from base 146 to 1294 and encodes 382 amino acids. Gene Ontology annotation, molecular function: ATP binding; JUN kinase activity. Gene Ontology annotation, biological process: protein phosphorylation; JNK cascade. Gene Ontology annotation, cellular component: nucleus; cytoplasm. The record is from RefSeq and is a predicted model, not a curated record. Lineage: Eukaryota; Metazoa; Chordata; Aves; Passeriformes; Hirundinidae.
UCAGGGGCGGGCCGUGCGGAGCGCCGGGAGGCCAUUGUGGCUGGGGCAGCGGGAGGCGGUGGCCGCGGCCGGUCCCGCCGCGUCCGACCCAGAUCUUGAAAACUUUGCCAGGUCCCUGAGAGAGAAAACUACAUGACACUACACCAUGACUGACAGUAAAUGUGAUAGUCAGUUUUACAGUGUUCAAGUUGCAGAUUCAACAUUUACUGUGCUAAAACGUUACCAGCAAUUGAAGCCCAUAGGAUCAGGGGCACAGGGCAUUGUUUGUGCUGCGUUUGAUACAGUGCUGGGAAUCAAUGUGGCUGUGAAGAAGCUGAGUCGUCCUUUUCAGAACCAAACCCACGCCAAAAGGGCCUACAGAGAGCUCGUUCUUUUAAAGUGCGUCAAUCACAAAAAUAUUAUUAGUUUAUUAAAUGUAUUUACACCACAGAAGUCACUAGAAGAAUUUCAGGAUGUAUAUUUGGUUAUGGAGCUGAUGGAUGCAAAUUUGUGCCAGGUUAUUCAUAUGGAAUUGGAUCAUGAAAGAAUGUCUUAUCUUCUUUACCAAAUGCUAUGUGGGAUCAAGCAUCUGCACUCAGCUGGUAUCAUCCACAGAGAUUUGAAACCCAGCAACAUAGUAGUAAAAUCAGAUUGCACGCUAAAAAUCCUUGAUUUUGGACUGGCGAGAACAGCAUGUACGAACUUCAUGAUGACUCCAUAUGUAGUAACACGGUAUUACAGAGCACCAGAGGUUAUCCUGGGAAUGGGAUAUAAAGAGAAUGUUGAUAUCUGGUCAGUUGGGUGCAUCAUGGGAGAAUUGGUGAAAGGUUGUGUGAUAUUCCAAGGCACUGAUCAUAUUGAUCAAUGGAAUAAAGUUAUUGAACAAUUAGGAACACCAUCAGCAGACUUCAUGAAGAAACUGCAGCCUACCGUGAGGAAUUAUGUAGAAAACAGGCCAAAAUAUCCCGGUAUUAAAUUUGAAGAGCUCUUCCCAGACUGGAUAUUUCCAUCAGAAUCUGAUCGUGACAAGUUAAAAACCAGCCAAGCUAGAGAUUUAUUGUCAAAAAUGCUUGUAGUAGAUCCAGACAAGAGAAUUUCUGUAGAUGAAGCCUUACGUCAUCCUUAUAUUACUGUCUGGUAUGAUCCAGCUGAAGCAGAAGCUCCUCCACCUCAAAUCUAUGAUGCACAAUUGGAAGAAAGAGAACAUGCAAUUGAAGAAUGGAAAGAAUUAAUAUACAAAGAAGUAAUGGAUUGGGAAGAAAGGAACAAGAAUGGUGUGGUAAAAGAUCAGCCCUCAGCACAGAUGCAGCAGUGAAUAGCAACACCAGUCCUUCCCAGUCAUCAUCUAUCAAUGACAUUUCAUCCAUGUCAACAGAGCAAACAUUGGCCUCAGACACAGACAGCAGCCUGGAUGCCUUGACAGGACCCCUCGAAGGAUGUCGAUGAUCAGCCAUGAUUGCAGACUUGACUUUGGAAAAGAACUCUUGUUUCCAUUGGGCCUGAAUUGCUUGUAAGUUAAUGGAACCAAGUAGAAAAACUCCAUGUUCUGCAUGUUCUGCUAAAGUAAUGCCUGUUGUUUUUUUUACUCAGUUGUUAUGAAAUUGCCUGCUUAAUGUUGUAGAAUGGAAACAAAUCAAUGUCUAAAGAAAAAAAAAAAAUCAAUUUAGACACUAUUAUAGGCUUUUCUUUGUUUCAGCCUAUUUCAGGUGAGCAGUUAUAAUAGACUUUUAGCCAAUAACUCCUCUUAAGUGGGUUCAUCAAUCUCCAGUCCCAGCUGGCAGGCUUCUGUGACACAGUGGUUGUUUACAUUUGAGUACAGUAUUGCUCAUUAGUAGGUUUUUGAAUGUAUAGUCCCUAUGAAGUUUGUUUUACUGUGUGACUGUGGCGGUUUGCUUUAUUUAACGACCAGAGUGUUGUGUGUAAGUGUGAGCUCACAUGUGGAACGCUCUCAGUACUGUGUUUAAAGGGCAGUUUUUCUUCCACACAGCACUUUUUUUUCUAUUUUUUUCAAUCAAACCCUUUCUAUCUUCACUUUUCAGCAAUUCUCUCUUCUUGUAGAAGAGAUAAAUGUGUAGUUUAAAGCAUAAAUCCAUUACUUUGUAUUGUAUUUUACUGAGUGUCUCUAACUUUUUCAGUCUUUUAAAUGUGGAUGAAAGAUACAGUGGCUUAAAUAAAUCUUGAGGAAGGAUGAGUGACUUUUCUGUGAAGCAGUGCCUGGUUAGAAGAGGAGAGCGUACUAAAAUGUUCUGUAUUUUCUAGCUCCUGAUACUCAUCCUUUAACAAACGUAAACAGAAAAAGAAGUUUUAUCUGUGAUGCUCUUCAUUCACUGCAAACUCUGAUAAAAGGAGAGAUGGCUUGGAGAUACUUGCAGACUCAAAAAGCUGCAUAAAUAUUUUCCAUUUUUUUUAAUGGGUCCACUCUAUCUAGUGAGUAAUUAAAGAAAUAAAAGUACAGUAGUUCUGAGUCACUUGUAAAUUAAGCAUUUAGUUAACAGAGCUUAGCUCUAUUCUCACCUUAGGAAAGUCUCUCUAUUGGUAGUGAGAAGUAAAACAGAUUUAAUACAAAUUUUCUAAAUGCAGCGUCAGAAAAGAGGAGGACGUUAUUUGCUGUUUCCAUACAGAUUUAUCAAUACAGUUUUCAGAAUCAGAUAAUACAAAAUUACCUGUUACAUUGCACAAUCUGUUGAAUUUGAAAAUGCAUUUGCAGUAGAGUAGGGCUUAAGUUGCUUUAUAACAUACACUUGUGACUUCGUGCAUGUUCACUUUGGACUGCUCAGGUGUGAAAUUUUGCUAAAGGAUCUCAUGUGUGCAUGUGUGUGACUGAACUAUAGAACUGUAAGAGUAAUUGAUGUGUACAAGAUGAGAUAAAACACCACUUUCUUAAGGGCACUGUAUUUAGCUGUUGAUCAGAUACUCUUGUCUUGAAUAUAUAAAUAGAACCUGUAAAAUAUACUGACCCAGACAGCCACUGCAUUACUGACAUACUUCUCUUGUAAAACACAAUUGUCCAUUGUUCCAGACCUUAUGAUUCGAAAAGCAACGCUUUCUCCUUAUGCAAACAUUGCUUUUAUAUUAAGAUUUUGGCCCUUUUUAAUAGCUUAAUUUGCUAUGAUAAAAAUACCAAGAUUUUAGUGUCCCAGAAGAUUAAAAAAAAAAUUACCAAAGUAGUUAAUGUUAACUUGAAUUGUAUUCUGGCAUCUCUGAUUUUUAAAAUUCAGUUUAAUUGAAUUGCAAAAUAUUUGGGGCUUGUGUUUUUUGUUAUUGUUUGGUUUUCAACCAAUGGAUAAGUUACUUUUAUCUUUGGAUACUGACGGUAUAUGUGAGAUGCUUUUAGUGCAUUCUUGUCACUGGAAAAACAUUUAAAAAUACUUAUUCGCCAUAUAGCAGAACAGUACACUUUGCUGUUCUUCUGCUUUUUUUAGUCCAUGUUAUUUGUGUAUGUUAAAGUAGCUGAAGACACCUAUUCACUGUAUGAGCAAUUAGUGAUUCAUUAUGAAAGUCAUCUGCUGAAUUUCAUUUUUUAAGACUUUUAAAUUUUUCAGCUGAAGUUGCACUGUGCUGUGUUCAUUUUAACAGUUUCUGCUUUAGAAGACUUUAAGAUUUAUUUCUUUUUCCCCAUGUGAUUUGAAUACUCGCGGAGUUGAAUUUUUUCUGUUGGACUUGGGCUGCUCAGCACAACGGAGGGUUGGACCAGAUGACCUCCAGGUCUAUUCCAACCUAAAUUUUUUUUGUGAUUCAAAUUGUCUUUUAAUUUUUUGAACAAAACUGUCAUGAAGACAGGACUUGAACUGGUAUCUGACCUUCUCCUACUGCAUACUGUUAGCUUGAACAUACACUCUUGGAACAAGAAAAGAACCCCCAACCUUGAGAUUAAAUGAGUUUAUUUGUAAAUCUUGUAGGAAAAGCUGUCUCAUACCUAAUUUUUUUGAUGUCUUCUUGCUAUGGCAUACACUGAAGCUUAAUUACAGAACACCUUCAGAGCAUGCAUGAAAUGUCUGUGAUUAUUGUGGACUUUGACUCCAGUUUAAUUCAAAACCAUAGUGCAAAUGCAUAUGGAUCUGCAGAGGGCACAUACGCAGACCAUACCCACCAAACCCAGCCAGGUGCAUGCUGCAGGUCCCAGGCUGAACCAGCGUGGAGGCUCUCAAUGCACUGCAUGCAGCUUCUCCCCAUCCCACUGCUCCUGACUGCAGGGGGAAUUCAGUGCUGGGUUUGUGACACGGUUAUCAGUGCCACGAGAACCUCCUCGCUGGUGGAAAACAAAAUCCAAUGUAACUUGACAGGGGUUUAAAAGUUAGGAGAGUGUGGUGUGCAAUAUAAUCACUUUUAUUCCUAAUACUAAAAUUAUGUCUGUAAAGUGAUGCAAUUGACCAUUUUUUUUGCACUUUGGCCUUUAUAAAUAUUUAUAUGUAUUUAAAGAUUAGGAAUAUGUGUGUGCGAACAUAUAUAUGAAGAAAACAGCUCAGUUUUGUAAACGUGAAUGUUACUUUCCUUUGAGAGACUUUGUAUAGUGUUAACACUACUGCAGCAUAAAUAGACAAUUUAUGAACUAUGACUAAAAUAAAUGGUGGUGAACGUAGACACAAUCUGUAAUGUUAACUGCUCACCUGAAAAAGAAAGGGAUCUUUGGCUGUCAAUAGAUACUUUACAAGAAACUUGUUAAACAUCUGAACACUGAGUAGCUGAAUGGCAUUGCAGAAAUGGAGUAUGUUUUAAAUAGUUCAUUUCAUCUGUGCUCAUAGCAUUUUUCCUCAAGCCUUAGAAAGAGAAGCUUGGCAUUUUGCAAUCUGGGUAAGCAGCCUGUAAGCAUACUUUGAGGAAAUACUGUGAUAUGACAAGUCUAGGUCUUUAUGGAAAAAGAUGAGAAACGAAUGUCAAAAUUAAGGCUUUGUCUGCAUGGAUCAUACAAACUAAACUAGUCUUAGGACUGGAAACUACAGUCUGCAAACAGCCUUUGAAGUUUUGUAACGUUUCCAGCAAGGGCUUACAUUUUCUUGUCAAAAUAAUGAAAAACUCAACCUUGACUAGAAAUUAACUAGUUGGUUGGAGAGUUUCAGAAGCUGUUAGGAACCAGAGGGCUCUUGAGGUUUUGUAUUUUUUUACAUCCUAACAGAGCGUAUGUGUUUAUUCCAAAUUAAUUAAAAGAAAAAAAGCGAUUCCAUAUGUUUAAUUUUUCUUUCUUAAAGGAAGGACCUUAAAUACUAAAUCGCUUUCCUUAAAAUUAUAAUUUUAUGAAUGAAGUAGGGUUUAGCUAUUCCAAACACAGCUGAUGCACAGAGUCUCCAAGGACUGGAUGGGUGAGCCUUGUGUUGUCACAGGGGCCACCCUCCAGCUGGGAGGUCACAGCUCCAGGUGCAGACAAACCUUUGUGGUGGUUGGGGAGCGUGGGUUGAGCCUUGCAGCAGCACAGAGUGUUUGGGGUAAAUGCUGAACUGCAUUUCUCUGCCUCUUCUACCUGUGUCAUGGAUUCCAGCAGGGCUUGAUGCUAAACGUAGUGAGACCAUAUACUGGGAGCCAGGUUCUUGCCUGGGAUGUGUGUUGUGUCAUUCCUGCUCAAAACUGAUUUUGAGCCAGGGACACCUGCAUCCAGAUGCAGAAUUUGGACGUGAGCUCUAUAAUGAAUCUCCUGAUUUCUUUUGCUUUUCCAGAGUGUCUUGAAUUAUUUUUUUUAACGUGUUGAAAUAUGACAAAAAAAGUGUAUUCUGGCUCAUUAUUUUACAUAUUUUAGAUUGUCUUGGUACAUGAGUGAUGUUCGAAAAGCUUCUUACACAAGUUGUCAAAUCAGUUUUGGUUUUUGCCCGCUCUGCAUGCUAAAAUAAUGUCUGGAGCUAAAAUCAUGUUUUAAGUCAACCACCUUUUCUCAUACUAGCUUUGGAGGAAAAUGGAGACAUAACCAUGUUUUUCUGUUUGUGUUUUAUAAAAUGAUUAUUUUUGCAGCUAAAAUUUCAGUUGGAUUUCAAUCUCACAGUGUUGCUUUGUGGAUAUAAAUUUCCUGGGUCCGCUAUUUCAAACAUAUGUGUAACAAGUCCAGUAUAAAAUUAAACUAAUAAAAUGCACUCUUCUGCAAUUUGUUACUGAAAACAUGGCAAAUAAUUUUGGUCCAAGAAUUCAAAACAAAAUAGAGAAAAUACAUUUAACUGUUUAAGUUUAUUCCUUGAUGCUGCUGCUUAUUUUUUUUAAAGGUGCUUGCAGUUUUGCACAAAAGAAAUCAAUUUUAUUAAUUGCUGGGUUUGAAGCACUUUAGGAUUCUUAUGAAUACAAUCAUAUAUGGUGUGAAAAGGAAUGACAUAACAUGCUUAAUGUGCUUAAAUUUUGGUUGUAGCCUUUGCUAGACUGAUAGAUUUGAUCACCAUGUUUCUUUAAACCUAUUUUCAGAGAUUAGAAAUUAGAAACCUUUUGGAGGCUGAAAUUUAACACAUGGUAAGAGAUGAUUUGAGAAGUACCUUCUGAGGGGGUGACUUGAUUGGCAAUGUGACUACCUGGCCAUCUAUUGGAUAAAGACCCAGCAAUGUCUGUUCCUGUAGCAAGGGCAGCUCACUGUGAGCACUGGGAUUCUUUUUUUAAACAAAUGAACUUUUCUUAACUCCUGGCUAUGCAUCAUCAAGUUGUAUGUGCUGUGCUAGGACAGCCAGGACAGCUGCUUUGUGGGACUCCCUGCAGCAGAUGCUCUGUGACUGUCACGGGGAGACACUGUCCCUGCUCUGCAAUGCUCCAAAUACCAAAGCCCUGGUAUUUGUGGGGUGUCCCUGAGCAGCUCCCUGUGUUUCUUUCCCCAGCUGGGCAGUAGCUCAGCACUCCACAGGCUCCUUAGGAUAACAAAAGCAGAGGAGAAAGGAGUCAGGUUCAUUUGAAGAGCAUUUGGUGCUCACUGCCUGGAGCAGGGAUUGUGUUUGUUGCUGAUCACAAAGCUCCUUAUACCCCUGAGCAUGUGCUGUUGUCUUGUGUUCUAAUGGGGGAAACAUUUUUUUGAAAAUCCAAGUGUGUCACAAGCUUUUCUAUUAAUUCAGAUGCUUAAAUUGGUGCUAAUUUUUUAAAAGAAAAUGUAACAGAUGGUUAGCACUGUAUUUGUCUGGUUUUGAUACCUAUAUUUUCUUAACUGGUAGCAAGCCAAACUUUAUAAAUUGACUAAUGUGCAUUUUCAGCUUCACCAGAUUCCCAGAUUUUCCUAAAGUAAAAUGUUUAAACUUCCAUGGUAGUUACUGCUUCUUUUGGAGCCAUUGCCUUCAGGUGUUUUAUACACUAAUCAAAUGAACACAAUUAGGGCAGCAAUACCUAACUAUCCCUUUCUUUAAAUCACAACGUGGUCCCCCAGGUGGUUUUAGCAGUUUAGUGUGAUCGAGAUGCCUAAUUAAGAGCAAAUUAGAGAUACCUGUGUGCAGUUAACUCAGUACAUUGAAGCCUUACUUGGUUGUUAAGGUAAUUUAUAAAGCUUAUACAAAUCUUCAUCUAUUUUAAAGAGGGAAUAACAAGCAGAAAUAAUUAACUGUUUUUGUAUAAAUUAAAUGUAAAUUCCAGAAAAUAUAUUGUUUAAUGUAUUACAGAACACGGGCUAUUAAACAGUGUAAUAGGCUCAUUGAGUGAUUAGUUAUGAAAUCCAGUUUUAUCCAAUGACUCAAACCCCCUGCAAAAUGUAGUUCUUUGAGAAUUUCUUUUGAAUGCCUUCAAGUUUAACUCCCCUCAGAAUCCUUUGUAUGUUUGGUCCUCUUUCCCACCUUCUGUUGACCAAAUGUCACCAAAAGUAGCAUCAAGCCCUAUCACUUGUUACAGUGUUCUGGUUUUAUGGCCUUAACAUUAGUUAUAGUCUGGUUUAUAAUUUCAGAAGAAAGAUGUGCUUUGAAGUCUAACUAUAGAUACAUGUGGCCUCUUCUGCCUAUGGAAUUAGGCUUUGAUUGUCAUAUCUCAUUCUCGAUGCUUGUGCAAUAGGAACAUAUUCCUCUCAAUGCAGUGGCUAUUUUGUCUGAUGCUGGACUUUGGUUUCAGGAUGACUAGAAAGUUUUCUUGGGUUUGUUUGUUUUUGUUUUUUUUUUACUGGACAGCAGUCACGCUUUGUUGGUUUUUUGGACUGAUACUCUUUAGGAAAAUAGAAUUUCAUAAGGAAAACUGUCAAUAACUAGUUCUGUGGUUCUAGUUAAAGCCUUGUUCUGAAGCUUUUUGGUUGUUUGUUUGUUUUUUUUUCUUUCCAAAAACGUUAUCGUAAAACAGUACUAAAGCCACUGUAAAAUUACAAAUAAAUAUGUAUACAUAAAAGA